Messenger RNA from Clarias gariepinus (North African catfish), 1935 nucleotides. RefSeq names its product zinc-alpha-2-glycoprotein-like. The transcript is spliced from 6 exons. NCBI's taxonomy places the organism in Eukaryota, Metazoa, Chordata, Actinopteri, Siluriformes, Clariidae. The coding region runs from base 62 to 1072 and encodes 336 amino acids. The record is from RefSeq and is a predicted model, not a curated record.
GUAAAAUAAUCACCUGAUAAUCACACUUUUUUUACGGGAAUGAUGAAGAAAUUAUUUAAACAUGGAGAACGCAAAGAUUAUUUAUAAUUUAGUCUUUUACUUACACCUUCCUCUGUCAUGUUGUGAUUUUGAUUCUCUCAGUUGGAAUUUCUUCAGCUCUUAUGGCCUUGGCCUUCCCAGUUUCACAGAGAUUAUGACGGUGAAUGAUGUGACCAUCUUUUACUAUGACAGCAACAUGAAGUCGACACCACCAUAUCCUGAAUGGGUUAAAAACACUGCUGCUGAGCCACACUGGGAAGAGACCGUUGCAGAAGUAUACAUGGACAGGGUAAUUAUUUCUUUAGCACUUCGAACAGCCAUAUUGGAGUUCAACCGCACAGGCAAAUUUUCAGAAAAGAAUGUAUACCAAGUCUACAGUCAAUGUGACCUCUAUCCAAAUGGUACAACCAAGGCAUCAUUAACCCAUGCAUUCAAUGGGAAGGACUUUAUGAGUUUAGAUAUUGAAAAUAGGAGAUACAUUGCUUCUGUUCCUCAAGCUCUCAAAUAUAAACAUAUGAAGGAGGAUGAUAUAACCUACUUUGAAUUUGUGGUGUCUUACUACAAAAAGUAUUGUUUUGAUCGCCUUAGGGUGUUCUUAGAACAUGCUCCUCAACUCAGAAUAAAAAACGCUCCAGAGGUCAGGGUCUUUCAAAGGCAGAGAGCAGGUUCCAACGUCCUCACCUGUCAUGUGACUGAGUUUUACCCCAAAGCGGUGCAAGUGAAGUGGUUUGGGGCAGAUUUUCAGCUGGUAGAUGAUGAAAUAAAUGAUGUUCUGCCUAAUGGUGACAGCACAUUUCAGACCCGAAGAAGUGUGAUUAUACCUAAAGAGGACACAGAAGAUCAGCUCUAUACCUGUGUAGUGUAUCACAGCAGCCUCAGAGCGGGAAAUAUUACAGUCACAUGGGGUAAAGAAGAGAUACCAUUUAAGAUUUCUGUUUGGAUUCUAUUAGGCUGCAUUUUCAUGCUUACUGUUGGGUUUGUAAUACGAUACUUCUAUAAAACUAACGCCACUAGGGAACAAGAUGACUACUGAAGAGAAGAUCAAGGUGUUUAUUUAUUACCUCAAACUCAUAUACAGCCCCUACAAUCUACAUUCUGUCCUCAGGUUUAGCUGUUUCUUCUAAGACAUUUUCAUACAUGUCCUAUGAAGGAUGAGAAUUCUUGGGUUUAUUUUUUCCAACUACCUCAGGUUCAAUAUGAACAACAAAUAAGCUUUAAAACUAUUUUGUCAAAGAUACUUUAAAACAAGUUGUUUACAAAAGCCAGAUGACAAAGACAUUAAGAUAGAACUUUAACAAAAGCACAUUUCCAUGUUACUGCGUUUUUUCUUUUUGUAGUAACACAAGUUAACAUUUCAAAGUUUAGUGUUUUACUCAAAAAGAAACUGACAUAUUAUAUCUCAGAGUGUAUUUAUUGAUGAUUUUUAUUUUAAAUAUUUCGAUAAACUUCUCGGUAUUUUAACUCUAACUCGACAGGAAAACCCAUCAACCACCUUUCUUACAUACUGUACGUGUCCAACUAGUUUUAUUGUAGGAAAUGAAUUAUAUGUUUUAAGAUAUUUAAGUAUAAUUUAGGAGCUCUUUAAGGAAGGUUUGAAACUGACAAUAUUACCCAUAUUAUUUUUCUGUGCUUGGCUUGCCAUGUGUGUUUUUAUUUAUUUACAAUAUUAAUUUAACAAGUAUAUUUAAUAUUUAUAUAUACCUCACACCCUAACUUUCUCACUCGUUCACUCUAUACCGCUUUAUCCUGUAUUUAGUGUUGCAAUGAGUUUUCACUCCAAAUAUUGACUGUUUAUUUUAUUACUCUUUAUUGCUCUUUAUAGAAGUUUCUUUUAUGCAGAUUUUCUUUUUCAAAAGCAUCUAUUGCUUAUGCCAUACUUUUGUAUGUGCCCAAGAC